Maniola jurtina (meadow brown) is the source of this 3554-nucleotide messenger RNA. Its product is annotated as semaphorin-1A-like. The record is from RefSeq and is a predicted model, not a curated record. NCBI's taxonomy places the organism in Eukaryota, Metazoa, Arthropoda, Insecta, Lepidoptera, Nymphalidae. The coding region runs from base 359 to 2611 and encodes 750 amino acids. The transcript has 11 exons. Gene Ontology annotation, molecular function: chemorepellent activity; semaphorin receptor binding. Gene Ontology annotation, biological process: negative regulation of axon extension involved in axon guidance; semaphorin-plexin signaling pathway; neural crest cell migration.
GCGCCAGUGCCGUAGUCGAGUGCGUCGCGGGUGUACGUUCUUGUAUUGAACUAGCGGCAAACUUCGAAAUCGGCGUCCAGCGCCAACUGUAAACACUAAACAAGACGCGUAACACUUCAGACUGGCAACCGGUCUGUGCUCAAGGAGUCUACGAUCUGUGACAUCGAUGUGUUCAGUGAACAUUGUAUCUGUGUUUCAGUCAAGAUUGUGAUGAUAAUUAUUUGUGUCAGUGAAAACUUUGUUUUUAUGGGAUGACCUGUGUGUUGGAAAAUAGUGUGUUUGGAUUUUCCAGACGGUGAAUUUGCUAUCUAGGGGAGGCAGUGAAAAUGGCGGCUACAAUGUAUCGGUUUUGAACAAUAUGGCCGUCGCCCGCGCGGUCUUGGUGUUGCUAGCAUCCACCGCACAAGCGUGGAUGCCUGAUGCCAAUGCUCGAAUCCAUGUCAAAUAUGGCGAUGAAACUCCGGAGCAGUUUGUGGGCAACACGACGGGACCAAACCACUUCCGUAUCCUAGACAAAGAUGAUUUCUCCAUUUUAGUCGGUGGCAGGAGCAUGGUCUACAAUCUUAGUCUGUACGAUUUAUCAGAAAAUGUAGAGCAGCGGUUAGAAUGGCAGUCCACAGAUGCCCACAGAGAACUUUGCCAGCUAAAAGGGAAGACAGCGGACGAUUGCCAGAACUACUUGCGGGUAGCGACGAGAGCUCAUGGACGCCUGCUCGUGUGUGGCACCAACGCCUUCAAGCCGAUGUGCCGCAGAUAUGCGCGACACCCACCGAACCACCAUCUCGAAGAAUUUGACGGCACUGGCAGAUGUCCGUACAGCCCUCAACAUAACUCCACUGCAAUUUUCACUGAUGGCCAACUUUAUACUGCAACAGCGGCAGAUUUCUCAGGCUCGGAACCUUUGAUAUAUAGGGAACCAGUGCGAACUGAACAUUCCGAUUUACGAUUACUGAAUGAUCCCUCAUUCGUUGGAGCUGUUUCAUCUACGAGCCACGCAUACUUUUUUUACCGAGAAACUGCAGUGGAGUACAUGAACUGUGGAAAGGCUGUAUAUUCGAGAGUAGCGAGAGUUUGUUUGAACGAUAAAGGCGGCCCGCACCCUUUCAACGAUCGAUGGACCUCAUUUCUCAAAGCCCGAUUGAACUGCUCGAUACCCGGAGAGUAUCCGUUCUAUUUUGAUGAAAUCCAGGCAACUACCGAAAUUAUCAAUGGCAUUUAUGGAAGUGGCAGCAGUCGCAACGAUAUAGUCUACGCAGUGUUUACAACACCACAAAAUGCAAUCGGUGGAUCAGCAGUAUGCGCCUUUGCUAUGAGGGAUAUUUUAGACGCUUUCGAAGGACCAUUUAAGGGCCAAAAGAACAUGAACUCGAAUUGGUUGCAAUUGCCAAAGGAAAAAGUGCCACAUCCGCAACCCGGGGCUUGCGUAGAAGACAGUAGAACAUUAUCAGAUUCUGCAAUAAACUUCAUCAAAACGCAUCCACUAAUGAAUAGAGCCGUCCCUUCAUUUUUGGCACGACCAAUCCUUAUAAGAGUCAGUUUGCAAUACAGGUUUUCAGCUAUCGCUAUCCAUCCACAAGUUCAAUCUAUGAACGGUAACAAAUAUGAUGUGAUGUACGUCGGUACCGAUGAUGGUAGAGUCAUAAAAGCAGUCAACGUAGCGUCUAAUGAAGGAGUGUUCGAUUCUAGCAUGGACGAAUAUAGUAGGAAUCCCGUAAGAACAGCCGUCAUUUCUGAAGUGCAAGUACUGCCACCGGGUGUUCCAAUAAAACAAAUGCAUGUUGCUCUAACUACCGAGAAACUGAUCGUCGCGUCCGGGGACAUGAUAAAAGCGGUCACGUUAUCACACUGUACCAACAUUCAAUCAUGCAGAGAAUGCGUCGCAUUACAAGAUCCCCAUUGUGCGUGGGAUUCUAAACAACAACAAUGCUCUUGGGUUGGGAAUAGACAAUUCCCGAACCCGGAAAGAUUUUUACAAAAUAUCGAGAGUGGAAAGACUGAUAUAUGCAACAAACUACCCGCACUCCUGGCGAGCGAGAGGCACAAUAACAGGAGUCCAGCUACGAAGAAGCCGAUUCAAACUGAACCAAACCAACUGCUGCCAAAUAACGAUAUCCAAAAUGAAAUUCUUAUAGAAGUAGUGGAAACUAACGUUUUGUCUGACGAUAAAGGUUCCAGUAACAAUAAGCAUGAAACAGAUUUGUUGACGGUUGAAGCGGCAGACGGCAAUAUCUACAGUGCACAAGCUUUACUAACAGCAGUCGUAGCGUCAUGUCUAGUAACUCUCAUGGUGGGCUUUGUUAUUGGAUACCUAUUCUCUCGGCGAUUUCGUCAUCCUUUUUUUACGGACACUUCGCCGUUCAAUGAACAACACAACCAUUUAAACAGGCUCAGCCCAUUAGAGACUCCGUUAAAUGUGAACUCGGGGUACAACAUGCCGCCGAGGUCGAAGAACGUCAACAUGGUGGCUAACGUAUGCCCGCUCGCCAAACAAGACAACCUGCACCUCGAAUUGGGCAAAGAGCGCACUCUUGACCUACGCAACUCUACAGAAUCCCUCGACAAAGACUUAAAAUGCGGAACCUUACAGAAGGUUAAAAAGACUUACAUAUGAAAUAUAACCCAACAAACUGUAUACGGUACCAUUGCAAAGUGAUAGUGUGUUUGGUGACAGUUUAGUGAAGUGUGCCAAGUGAACCGAGCUAACUCGGCUGGAACUGUGUCGGUGUUAUUGCGUGAGAACUUUCGAUUCUUGUAAAUAUUGCGUUCAUAUGUACAGUUUACACAAGACUCGUGUUUUAAUUUUUACUGCGGCAGUAAACAAAUGCAUUUAGACGUUACGACACAAGAAAUUGCCAGAUACAAAGGACUUUUAUUGAAAUUUUAAACUGUAUCCACGUAUAGUUUCUUUUAAAGGGGCUAUUUUUAUUGUGUACGACGUUUUCCGUUAGAUUUAAACCCUACUCAUAAGUAUUAUGCAACAUAUAUGACUUAUAUUUAUAUAUUCCUUUUCAAAUAAUAUAUUAGCUCUACCCCUCCCAUCCUCGUAAACGUCUUACGUAAUGAUAGCCUCAGUGUCCUGUAGUUUGUAUAUCAUAUAAAUUACGGAGAUAUGUGGUUUCAGAUACAUUUAAUACUAAAUGUGACAAUCGCCGCCUGUAUUUAUCCGCUUUCCGCUUUAUAAGUACCUACCUACAUUAUUGACCAAAGGAACACUACGUGUAUAAGAUUGUCGAUUCAGUAUUAAGUGUAGUUACAAGUAAUAGGUACAUUCCAUACGUUAGAUAUACUUAUUGUAAUAUUCGCAGAGCAGCUCUUGUAAAUAUAAAUAAAUGUGUAUAUAUAGUGCUAAUAAUAGCGACUGGGCUUAGGGAUAUCGACAUAGAGAUGGCAAAACAGUUUUGAUAAAACGAUUAGCUAAUUUAUUGCAUAGUCCAAAUUGAUCAUUCGAGCAAUACAAAUAUUGUUACGAUGUAGAUAAAAGAGCGGCAAUUAUAGUUGGUCCGGUAAGAUAUUGCCAUUUGCGUUUGUAAGAUAUACCUCACCUCAUGAUAUAU